GUAGGUAUGGAUCUUAGUUGGAUGAAAGCUAAUCGAUUAAGUGAUGAGUACGAACAUGGAGUGAUGGAAUUUCUAGAGUUUGCUGAAAUUAAUGCUAAAAAAGAUCUUCCGCCUCCUAAAAGUAAUGCUGAACAUAGUCACCCUACGUUUUUUUUCUGUCCAUGUGUUCGUUGUGCAAAUAAAGAACCAAAGCUUAGUAUAUUCAUCGUCUAUGUAUUGAUAAUUCCACAUCAGAAGUGUAUGGAAUUAUGGACCCUGGUAGGUGUAUGUAUUAUGAUGAUGUGCCAAUAUCUUUAGUAGAUGUUAGGCAAUACGUACAAGAUAAGUUGAUGUCGCAAAACAAAGUUUGCUACUUACUACCACUUGUUCAUGGACAACAUUGGCAAUUAUUUGUCUUGUGUCCAAGAGAGAAUACUAUGGUCUUCUUUUGUUCACUUAAUUGGGAUAUUGAUAAAAACACGAAGAAAAUUAUUUCAACUGCUUUUGAGGUUCAUCAAAUUUCAAAUGGCAAUAGAAAAAAGGCUAUUACAUGGCUUAAGCCCAAUACAAGGAAACAACAUAACACUAAUGAUUGUGGAUACUAUGUGAUGAAAAAUAUGUUGGAUAUUGUCUCUGCCAAUAUAACUGAAUCUUGGAUUCAGGUAUUUAAUGAUCCUACAGAAUUGACACAAGAAGAUUUGUAUGAUUUACGACUCCGUUGGGCAAAAUGUUUCUUUGAGUUAUAUAAAGGAUAACUUUAUGUUUCUCGUGGAUGCGUGUUGGUUUUUCAAGUGCGCGAAAGGACUUUAUGUUUCUUUGAGAUAAUUAUCUUGUAGUAGAAAA
This is a messenger RNA of Vicia villosa (hairy vetch), 822 nucleotides long. RefSeq lists its product as uncharacterized. NCBI's taxonomy places the organism in Eukaryota, Viridiplantae, Streptophyta, Magnoliopsida, Fabales, Fabaceae. The coding region runs from base 249 to 734 and encodes 161 amino acids. Gene Ontology annotation, biological process: proteolysis. Gene Ontology annotation, molecular function: cysteine-type peptidase activity. The transcript is spliced from 6 exons. The record is from RefSeq and is a predicted model, not a curated record.